This is a messenger RNA of Iphiclides podalirius (scarce swallowtail), 393 nucleotides long. NCBI's taxonomy places the organism in Eukaryota, Metazoa, Arthropoda, Insecta, Lepidoptera, Papilionidae. The record is from the annotation of a GenBank genome assembly.
AUGCUGUCUGCUGCUCGAUUGAUCGCCCCUGCAGCUAGGUCUGCUAUCUUCAGCAACACAGCGCUGGUAAAGCCGGUCGCUGCGGUUGCCACACAGACACACAUUGUGCCAGCGGCGCCGGCUCAGCUCUCGGCUGUCCGCACCUUCCAAACCACAUCUGUUACCAAGGACAUUGACUCCGCCGCCAAGUUCAUUGGUGCUGGUGCCGCGACAGUCGGUGUUGCGGGAUCCGGAGCGGGUAUUGGAACAGUGUUUGGUUCCCUUAUCAUUGGUUAUGCCAGGAACCCAUCCCUGAAGCAACAGCUCUUCUCAUAUGCCAUCUUGGGUUUCGCCCUCUCAGAGGCUAUGGGUCUCUUCUGUCUUAUGAUGGCCUUCUUGUUGCUGUUUGCUUUC